AUGAAAUUUCGAUUUUCAUUUUUCGUCUUCCAGAAUUGUUUAUUUUGAUCUGUUUUUGGAAUCUGAAUGUUUUUUUAUGAGGAAUAAUUGUAGCGGAGUUUUCUAGGAAUCUCCGCGUGCGAAAUCCGUUAGUCAAGGAUGUCGGUGAUGCGGAUGCUGGGCCGAGCGCCCGCAUCCAGUAUUCUGCAAUGUCGAACUCAGAUUUUCAGCAGUCUCAACCAGCGUCCGUACGUUCUCUUCCCCAGCCACCACUCCAGCCAGAUCCCCUCCCCACCGGCCGCCAAACCUGCGGCGGACCCUUUGCAACACGACUACCCCGUGGACCGGCGCAUCGGCGGCUUCACCGUGCUGCGCAGCCAAUCCAUCCCCGAGUUGGCGCUCACCGCCGUUCAUUUAGAACACAGCGCCACCGGCGCCCAGCACCUGCAUCUGGCCCGCGCCGACCGCAACAACGUCUUCGCCGUGGCCUUCCGCACGCCGCCCCGCGACAGCACGGGCGUGGCGCACAUUCUGGAACACACGGUACUGUGCGGAUCACGCCGCUUCCCGGUACGGGAUCCGUUCUUCAACAUGCUGAACCGCUCGUUGUCGACGUUCAUGAACGCGCUGACGAGCAGCGACUGGACCAUGUAUCCCUUCUCCACGCUCAACCGCAAGGAUUUCCAGAAUCUCUUGAGUGUGUAUAUGGAUGCGGCGUUCUUCCCCAAUCUCCGCAAUGUCGACUUUCGGCAAGAAGGAAUCCGUCUGGAGCCGGCGGACCUGACCGACCCCGCCUCAGCGCUGGCCUUCAAGGGCGUGGUCUUCAACGAGAUGAAGGGCGUCUUCUCCAACGCGGAGAACGUGUACGCCCGCCGCAUCCACAACUACCUGCUGCCGUCGGGCACCUACGGCGUGGAGAGCGGCGGGGAUCCGCUGGAUAUUCCCAGUCUGACGUGGGAGCAGCUGCGCAGCUUCCACAAAGCGUAUUACCAUCCCUCCAACGCCCGCUUCUACAGCUACGGCGAUAUGCCGCUGGAGGGCCAUCUGGACUUCUUGGAGACUACGGUGUUGAAGCAUUUUCACAAGGAGCCCAUCGACAGUCAGGUCAAGCCGGAGCCGCGCUGGACGCAGCCCCGCGAAUUCACCAUUGCCGGUCCCGUGAAUCCGUUGGCGCCGGCGGACAAGCAGGUGACGGUGUCCGUGUCGUAUUUAUGGCCGGAAGUGCUGAAUGCGCUGGACAACUUCUGCAUGGGCGUGGUGGCCAAACUGCUGGUGUCCGGCCCGAAAGCGCCCUUCUACGCCGCGCUGCUGCAGAGCGGCCUGGGCUCCGAUUACUCCCCGGGAACGGGCCUGGAUAACUCCAUUCGGGAAGGGGUCUUCAGCGUCGGUUUGAAGAAUGUCGCGGAGCAGGACACACAGCAGAUUGUCAGCACCAUCCGCGCGACCAUCGACCACGUGGUGAAGACGGGAUUCGAUGCGGAGCGCGUGGAGGCCAUCAUCCACGAAGUGGAGCUGUAUCUGCGCCACCAGACGACCAGUUUCGGGCUGCACACGCUCUUCGGACUGAUGUCCAGCUGGAACCACGACGCCGAUCCCAUCCAGCACCUCCAGGUCAACCAGAUCGUCGACCAGUUCCGCCAGGCCAUGUCCAAUGAUCCCGAGUUCCUCCAGAAGAAAGUUAAAGAAUAUUUACUGGAUAAUGCGCACAAUGUGACGCUGGUGAUGAAGCCGGACACGGCGUAUGAAGAGCAGUUGAAGGAGAAGGAAAGCCAGUUGUUGGCGGAGAAAACCGCCGGGAUUGAUGCGGCCACACGACAGCGGUUGCUGGAGGAAGCAAGAGAAUUAGAGGAAGAACAGAACAAAAAACCGGACGUGUCCGUUCUGCCGACGCUGAAAAUAUCCGACAUUGAGUCGUCCUUGCCGCGUGUUAAUAUCAAGGAAAUAAAUUACGAGAACACGCCGAUAAUGUGCGUAUCGGCACCCACCAAUGGCGUGACAUACUUCCGUUCGCUGAUCUCGACGGAAGCGCUGCACGAGGAGCUGCGCCCGUACGUGCCGCUCUUCUGCCAGAUCGCCACGAAGAUGGGCGCCGGCGAGAUGGACUACCGGCAACUCAGCCAGGCCAUCGAGCUGAAGACGGGCGGUCUGGCGGUCAGCGAGCACGCCAGCCACCUCUUCUCCUCCACCGACAAGUACGAGCAGGGCGUGCUCCUCGGCUCCUUCUGUCUGGACCGCAACAUCGGCGCCAUGUUCGGAUUAUGGAAGGACAUCUUCAACCGCAUUCGCCUGCAGGAUCUCCAGCAGUUCGCCGUGCUCCUCAAGCAGAUGAGCGCCGACAUGAUCGCCAGUCUCGCUGACAGUGGACACUCGUACGCCAUGUCCUACUCGGCAUCGCAGCUGCGUCCCGCUGCACGGCUCCGCGAAGAAUGGUCGGGACUGCAGCAGAUCAAUUUCCUGCGCCCGCUGGCCGAAGCCGGCGAUCUCCGGCCGACGCUGGACAAGAUGCGCCUGAUCGCCAAGCACCUGCUGACCAACGGCCGGAUGCGCUGCUCGCUCAACACCACGCCGGCCACCAUGAAGGGCGCUCUGGAUGAGCUGGGGGAAUUUUUGUCGGCGGUGGAGGAUAAUUACGAGCUGCAGCACGUGGUGUCGGAUCCCGGCUUCCAGAAGCGCAGCGGUCAGCGCACGCACCUGACCUUCCCCUUCGCGGUGCAUUACGCCUCGCGGUGCUUCCCGGUGCCGGCGUUCGUCCACGCCGAUUACGCGGCACUGCGGGUGCUGGGCCGCCUGCUCAGCGCCAAGUUCCUCCAUAAAGAGAUCCGCGAGAAGGGCGGCGCGUACGGCGGCGGCGCGCGCCUGGCGCAGGACGGCUUGUUCAAUUUCUACUCCUAUCGCGAUCCCAAAUCACUGGAAACCUUCGAGGCCUUCGAGCGGUCGGUGGAAUGGGCGAUGAACGGUAGCUUCGGCACCCAGGAUGUGGACGAAGCCAAACUCUCCGUCUUCCAGGAAGUGGACAAACCGGUGUCACCCGGGGACGAAGGCCGCCGGCAGUUUAUCUACGCCGUCGACGACGACCUGUACCAGCGCCAUCGCGAGCAACUCCUUGCCGUGACCAAGGAGCAGUUGGUGGAGGUGACCGGCAAGUAUCUGGCCGACGGCGAGAAGGCCGUGUCCACGCUCCUCGGGGCGGCCGACGCCGAGGCGGCCGGCCGGGGCUGGACGGUGGUGGCCGGCGGGGAAGAGGGAGCCGAAAAGAUGUAAACGUAUGUAAUGCGAUCGGACGGUUUGUUGUUUGUUUGCCUUCGUAGUUGGAAAAUAAUUAUAAAAAAUAACAAAAAUAAAUUAACGGGAGGUGGGGGGUUUUUUUGGGAUCAUUAUGGUUGAAGUUCUGCUCAUUGCGGUGGCGAUUUGCUGAUUAAAUUAAACAUAUGUGA
This is a messenger RNA of Paramacrobiotus metropolitanus, 3413 nucleotides long. Its product is annotated as presequence protease, mitochondrial-like. NCBI's taxonomy places the organism in Eukaryota, Metazoa, Tardigrada, Eutardigrada, Parachela, Macrobiotidae. Gene Ontology annotation, cellular component: mitochondrial matrix. Gene Ontology annotation, molecular function: metal ion binding. The coding region runs from base 139 to 3240 and encodes 1033 amino acids. The transcript is spliced from 9 exons. The record is from RefSeq and is a predicted model, not a curated record. Gene Ontology annotation, biological process: protein processing.